Molecule: messenger RNA, 11862 nt
Organism: Haliotis rubra (blacklip abalone)
Lineage: Eukaryota; Metazoa; Mollusca; Gastropoda; Lepetellida; Haliotidae
Product: unconventional myosin-XV-like
Cellular component (GO): myosin complex; cytoskeleton
Molecular function (GO): protein binding; ATP binding; cytoskeletal motor activity
Source: RefSeq, a predicted model, not a curated record
ACUAUUCAUGACACCCUUCGUCUUACCGAACACCUUGGAGUAGGCUAAACGGCGAAUUUAGGAAAACAAAGUCGCGCCCGGCCACUCCCUGGACAGGAUAUUACAUUUCGGAACUUUCACAUCUCGGAAACAUUGUGAUAAGACGACACAGGCAUAAUUUCAAUUUGUGGGACACAAACUUUGUCGGAUUGUACACCUGUGCUGAGAUCUACAGAUAUACAUAUACAGUGGAAGGAGAACAACACGAUGACAUAACAAGCGGAUACCUAAUGGAUCAUGGGAUACCACGCAGUGACAAGAUGAUACAAGCUGUGGAUACUGUCUAUAUACUUUGUAGUUAACACAACAUCACAGGUGACAAGGGAGCCCAGGCAAAGCAGACCAAGAUGGCCCUUGCGGUGCGGGCAAGUGAGGCUGAGGAUGGGGUGGAGGACAUGAUCAAACUCAGUGAUCUGAAUGAGGACACCAUCUUGAAGAACCUUAAAGUCAGAUAUGGCAAAGACAAAAUCUAUACCUAUGUGGGUAGUAUCCUGGUCGCCGUCAAUCCAUACCGGAUGUUCAGCAUCUAUGGAUUGGACAUGGUCAAGAAGUAUGAAGGACAAGCCCUUGGAGCCCUCCCACCGCACCUGUUUGCUGUGGGCAGCACGUCUUACUGUAAGAUGAUCAAGGACAGCGAGAACCAGGUUAUUGUGAUCAGUGGUGAGAGUGGAGCCGGUAAGACAGAGAGUACCAAGCUGAUUAUGCAAUAUCUGGCAGCGGUGAAUAAAUCCCGUCACAACCUCAUCACAGAGCAGAUCCUGGAGGCAAACCCACUCCUUGAAUCCUUUGGUAACGCCAAAACAAUACGCAAUGAUAACUCAAGUCGAUUUGGGAAGUACAUUGAAGUUUUCUUCAAAGAUGGAUCAAUUGUUGGUGCAAGAACACUGGAAUAUUUGCUGGAAAAGUCGAGGAUUGUCACCCAGGCUUCAGAAGAACGGAACUAUCAUGUUUUCUAUGAGAUGCUGGAAUCGAUGUCAGAUGAACAGAAGUCCAAAUAUGGCCUCCAGACUGCUCCCAAGUACUUCUACCUCAACCAGGGUGGAAGUUCAGUGCUGCCGGGUCGCGAUGAUGCAGAGAACUUUCGCAAGUUGCAGUCGGCCAUGGACAUCCUCAGUUUCCAGAAGUCAGAGAAGGAAACCAUCUACAAGAUCCUGGCCUCCGUCCUCCACAUUGGAAACGUCUACUUCCACACUCUACUGAUUGACAACCAUGACACAGUGCAGCUUGGCAGUGACGCAGAACUCAAGUGGGUGUCCUACCUCCUGGGUCUAUCUGAGGACUGGUUGAAACAGGCACUCACCAGCAAAAUCACGCAAGCACGAGGGGAGAGAGUUGUGUCCCCUUACAACAUGGACCAAGCACUUGAUGCAAGGGAUGCCAUAUCCAAGGCUCUGUACAGUCGCCUCUUCUCAUGGCUUGUAGAGCGUAUCAACCAGAUCAUAUGUAAGGCAGAGAGAGAAAAGUCAACAUCACUGGCUGUACUGGACAUCUUUGGAUUUGAGGACUUCCUCGUGAACAGCUUCGAGCAGCUGUGCAUCAACUUUGCCAACGAGACACUGCAGUUUUUCUUCAACCAACACAUCUUCCGCCUGGAGCAGAAGGAGUAUCAGAAGGAAAAGAUCCAGUGGCAGCAAAUUGACUUCCGUGACAACCAACCCACCAUCGACCUGAUCUCCAGCAAGCCAGCUGGCAUCCUCCACAUCCUGGACGAUGAAUGCAACUUCCCCCAGUCCACUGACACUUCCUUCCUGGAGAAGUGUCACUUCCACCACGCCCAGAACAGUCUCUACGAGAAGCCACGCAUGUCAGACCCAGAGUUUUACAUUACUCACUAUGCCGGAAAGAUCAAGUACAGUGUCCAACACUUCUUGGAGAAGAACAAGGACACACUACGCAGUGAUGUUGUGGAGCUCAUGUGUGAGAGCAAGAAUAAGUUAAUAGCCCAGAUGUUCAAAGAGUUGCGAGAUCGCCUCAUCACGAAGACUCUCAGUAAAACCACCGGGCGCUAUGUUACACUCAAACCUCGCACAUCAACAGUUGGAGCAAGUUUCAACGAGAGCCUCAUCUCACUCAUUGACACCAUGUCAAGAUGUAACCCCUACUUUGUCCGCUGUAUCAAGCCAAACACAACCAAAGCAGCGAUGGAGUUUGAGGAUCGUGUCGUUAUGGAGCAGCUUCGUUACAGCGGAAUGUUGGAAACAAUCCGCAUACGGAAACUUGGAUAUCCAAUCAGGAUCAAGUUCAGUGAUUGCAUUGAAAGGUACCGGUGUCUGAUCAGGGAGAAGUAUUUUGCCAACAGGCAUCUGCCAGCUGAUGUGUGUACCAAAAUUCUGCAGUCCCAGGGUGCAGCAUUUACCCAGCAGUUCCAGGUUGGAACAUCCAAGGUGUUUAUGAAGGAGACAUUUGAGCAGCAUCUUGAUGCUGAGGCUGCAAAGAUCCAGACAGUAGCUGUUAUUCACAUCCAGACAUUUGUCCGAGCCUGUUUGGCCAGGAAGAAGUUCCUGCGUAUGAAGUCAUCGUCAAUGAAGAUACAGAAGAUGGUGCGGAUGGCAGUCAGAAGAAAAAAGUUCAAAGCUCUGCGCAAUGGAAUCAUCAAAGCACAGGCCCAGUUUCGGAUGUACAGGCAGCGGGUUCGUUAUUUGCAGACAAGAGAGCAAAUACGUCAGAAGCUAGAGGUGGAACGCCAGGCUCGCAAACAGAAGGAGGCUAAAGAAAAAAUGGAACGUGAAAAACGGGAAAGGGAGGCCCGGGCUGAAGCCAGUGUGUCCAACCUGGACAUCCCAGGGGAGCUAGCCUUUGUCUACAACAAGCUAGAUGACUGGCGGCUGGUGCACACCGGCACCAACAUCAACGUGGUGGCCGACGUCAAGCCCAUGGACAUGGCCUACAAACUGCCAGUGGACAUCAGUUCCCACACAUUCAGCAAGUACAUGGGCGCUUACUUCAAGAAAUCUGACUGGGGAAUUCAAAUUGAGCCAAUCAAAGCACCUUUUACAAAUCUACAAGGUGGUGACCUUUCGCAUAGGGCUUUGUCAGUAUUCAAACUGAUUCUUCGCUUCAUGAUGGAACAGAACAUGUCUGAGAAGAAGCAGAAAGUUCUGUCAGAUUAUGUCGUACAGCUGGGUCUGCAGAAUGAAGGUUUGAGGGAUGAGAUCCUGUGUCAGCUGACCAAUCAGACGUGGAAGAAUCAGAACAUGUCCCAGGCGGAGAAAGCCUGGCUGCUAUUGGCCUGUUGUCUCAGCUGCUUCUCACCCAGCUCCACCCUCUUCAAGUUCCUGCUCAAAUAUGUGUCUGAUGUGGGCAUCAAUGGCUACCGAGCAGUGUGUCAACACAAGGUGCUGCAGAGUGCCAACAUCCCCCCACAGCUGUGCCGCACCUACCCCCCAUGUUUCCUGGAAUGGGUUGCAGCUCAGAGGAAAGCCAACAUGGCACUGCACGUCAAAUUCCCAGAUGACCGCGAACAUUUGGGCCAUGUUGAAUCCUGGACAUCUGGAGAACUCUUCACAUCACACUUAUUGAAGCAGAGAGGUUUGCCAGAGAAUGCCCAUGGCUGGACGCUAGUAUUGCAAGAGGAUCUUGAUUACUACGAACUGAUGGGAUAUGACUAUGUCCUUGACCUUGUCAGUGAGAUUGAGAUUGCCCCGGGAUUCCCGGUGUGUAAGUCCUACUUCCUGGUGUCGACAGAUAGGAGCCAGGAGAGAGUCAGUCAGCGGAGACAUGCUCACACAGAUGGCGCCCACAACCCUGACCGAGAUCGCCUGAUGGUGGUGAUUGGCUCCCUGCCCCAGAUGAUCAAACGGACUUCCCACAGCCUUCCUCUGGACACGUGUCAGAUAUCAACAAGCAUCGCACAACAUCAACAUCAAAAACAUGUUCAAAAUGGUACCACGGAAAAUCUCAAUUUCUCAAUGACAAGUGUCCUCAACCAGCGACCAACAGAAAUUUUGGAAAAUGGUUUGUCAGAGAGCAAGCUAAAUGUUCGCUACAACAAACGGCGGGCACCAGCACCGCCAUUAGCCAAUGGCCAUGUUUCAAAUGGAUUGUCAAAUGGGGAAAUCACAACCAUUCUUGAAGUCGAGAGUGACAUUGAUCUUGCAGAAAACAAACUUAACAACCGUUAUCGAGCUCAGAAUGGCGAUACCAAAAUAUACACAGAUACUAAUGGUGAUCUUUCACAAAGCAAACUCAACACUCGAUAUGUCAAGUCAAACAAAGGUAAUGCCAGGAACAAAUCAGGUGUUGCUGAUCAAAUAAGUCGCAAGGACAAAGUGUUUGAUCGAAGGUCAGUAGCUUCAGACCUGUCUGAUGGUCAAUCUGCCUGGUCCAACUGGGUCGACGAUGUGUUCAAUGAUGCUCUGUUUAAUGAGGUCCAGGAUGACAUCAGUGACGGACGUUCCCUAGAACAGAGGAUCAAGGGAGGAGGGAAGGGUAUCCCUGGCCUCACAACACAGCAGCAGCCGUUAAUACCUUCUGGACAGAUUGGUCUGGGUCUCCCGCCAACAACACCCAUCACCCCCAACAUUGGCUUAGGAGUGGGAUUUGGUGGAACAGACCCAGUUCAGCAACUAGUGGCCCAGCAGGUGCUUGCUCAGCAGCAAGCACAGCAGCAGGCUCUAGCACAGCAGCAACAACAGCAGGCUGUGUUACAGGCUUAUAUGCAAGCACAGCGGCAACAAGAACAACAGCAACAACAGCAGCAACAACAAGCUAUCCUCCAGGCUGCCCUACAGCAACAGCAGCAACAGCCUGUUCUGUCCCAGCAACAACAAACCUCUGCUCUGCGUGCAGCACUUGCACAACAAGAACUGCAGAACAAGUUGUUAAAGCAGAGCAUCGAGCAGGAGCUGUUGAAACAGCAGCUGCAGCAGGUCAAGGUGACCCCCACACCCAUUGUCAGCCCUGCCCCCAGUUUUGGGUCAGCCCUUCCUUCAGCCCUUCCUUCAGCCCUUCCUUCAGCCACACCAUCAGGCAUACAUCCAGAGACAGGCCAGCCAAUUGCCACUGGCAGUCAGUUCCCAGGCCAGAGAAACCGAGGAUAUGGUUUUCCAGUGAUCCUCCCCCCUGUACCUAGUAAAAAGGUUGCCUUCCAGAAGAGCAAAUUUGAAGGGCAGACCCAUCAGCCAGCUAGGUAUACUAUCACUACACAGGCAGCUGGUGGUGCCAACAAGCAGGUUGGCAUUAUUGGAAUAGAAACUGGCCGACAAGAAGCUGAUCAGCAGGCAACAUCUCCACCGUCGCAACCUCCUCAACCACCUCAACCACCUCCCCCUCCUCCUCCACCAGAACAGUUUGCUGACACUCCGUCUCCUCCUCCUACUGUACACCAGCAGACAGGCAGCCCUGCUCCUCCCCCACCACCACCUCCCCCUCCUCCAGCGCCAGAAAUUAUUUCAUCCAAUGACAAAACAAAAACUAUUCGUAUCCGCGUUGGCAACAUUGUGUGGCCACCAGUGAAAGAGACAGAGGAGAAGUAUCAACGAGAAGUGGGCAAGCUGCUCAUAGACGAGAAAGUCAGCAGUAACUUGGAAAACAGGUAUGGAGGUAAGAAGACGGCUGUCAAGAUAGAAACAAAAGUUGAUGAAACAAGACCUAAAUCCAUCCUGAAGAAACCUGAUGAUGAAAGUAGGCCACCACUGAAGAAAACAAAGUCCUUGGUUGAUACCCAUGCCAACACCAUGAAGCUACUGGAGAGCAAGCUUGGAGGGGGUGGAGCUGCUAAACGGGAAGAAACGAAACCCAAGGUGAUGGCAGAGGCAACCCAGACAACAGACACCCUCAAGUCCACCAAAACAUCAACAACAACCAUGCCAAUACCACCUCCACCUCCUCCACCACCUCCACCACCUCAAGGUGAUGCUCCCCCUCUCCCCUCCCGCCCCCCACCCAAGAAGAAGGUGACGGCUAACAUCACCACCACCAUCACAGAGACCACUACAGAGACGGUGGAGGUAGCAGCCAGGACAUCACCAGUGUACAGCACGACGAUUGAGGAGCCGAAGCAACAGAUUGACUAUGCUGCCCUUGAGAGAGCUAUCACAGAGCUGUACCCUCAGAACAAGACAUUCUUCCUGGCCUACAACCGAGUUCCCUGGACUCUACACAUCAGGAAGGAGGUGUUCUGGCCAUCUGAGAGACUGGACAAGCCACUAGCACUGCACCUGCUGUUCUGCCAGAUUGUGAAGGAUGUCUACAACAGUGGCUGUAUUCGCAUCUCCAAGGACGACAGAGUCAAGAUGAAGAGUCAUCUCGAGGCCCAGGGCAUAACCAAGGAUAACUAUAUCACCAAGGACGUCUCCAACCAAGUCAAGAAGAUCAUCAUCGACACAGCCAAGGAGUGGCCAUGUUAUUUCUGCAGACUCUUCCCAGUUGCUUCCAGCGGCCACUACACUGGUGUGAAGUAUCUUGGUGUGAGUCACAGUGGCUUGAGGCUGGUCAACAGGGAGAGGGCAUUCAUGGAUGACCACCUGUCAGUCACUGAGGAAAUCAGGUUUGGCGAUGUGGUGGAUACCGUGAUGCCGAGUAGUACCACCUUGCAGCUCAACCUCAAGACCAAGUCCAUUAUGUUCUUCACACCACGGGCACAACAGAUGAAGGAUAUGGUUGACAAGUUCUGCCAGGAGAGUGAGAAGAUGGACAACAAAUAUGCUGUGGCCAUUCGGGACUACGUAACAAGGGAAUCCACACUGCUCAGUUUCCGCAGUGGGGACAUUAUAAAGCUCCUGGAUCCUGAGAUGAACUUAGAUGAAGGCUGGUUGUAUGGGUCCCUGAAUGGUCUUGUUGGAAUGUUACCUGCUGAAUAUGUCAAACCCCUUGCUAGACAUGAGGUGGAAACCAACAACAUGAAGGUUCAGUUGACACGGCAAACAAGUCGAGAUGGCCACUAUGCUGAUGACCACAGUGACACCAGCCAGGGCACCAUCGUAGCAGAUGGGAAGUACUCAAUGAUGGAGUUCGCUCUACUGCACUUCCGGGAGUCAAUUGAAAAGUAUGAGAUGAUGCGGACAGAUGAUGGAUCGAUACGAGGAACCAUUAAGAUGAUCGAGAGUCUGAAGCUGCGUAACCUGCAGCAGCAGCAGCAGCAGCUUCAACAGCGUCAUCAUCGAGGUGAUGCGUCGUCUGAUUGGACGUGGAAGGAACAGGCAGAGCUAAUCAAGUGGACUCGGUCCCCAAUCCAGGCCUCCCUGCUCAAACUACAACCUUCAGAGCUGAACAAGUUGGCUCUCGAGUGCUUCAUGUCUAUUAUGAUAUUCAUGGAAGACUACCCAAAACAGAGAAACGUGACUGACUAUGACUGUGUGAUGAAAAUUCUCAAGAGCUGUCACAAGUACCCCGAGCUACGGGAUGAAGUCUUCUGUCAACUCUGUAAGCAGACCACCAGCAACAGGAGCAUGAAACCUCGAAGUGCUUCCCGUGGAUGGAGGUUGUUUGCUCUCAUCGCAGCAUUCAGUGACUGCUCAGAGAUGUUGCGACCAUAUCUGUUUAAGUAUCUGGAGACAACGGCCUCGGACACAUCCCGCCACUACAGCAAUGCUGCUGCCCUCUGUCUGCAGAACCUCCGGAAGACGUUCAAGUUUGGCGGCCGGAAGAACACACCCCUGAAAGAGGAGGUGCAAGCUCUGGCGGAUGGAAGAAACUCCAAACGCUUCCCGUUCAUCUACAGUGGGUCGGACACCCAGGGUGGCAUGCUACAGGUCAAAUCCUGCACAAUCGUGCUUGAUGCCAUUGAUAUCAUCUGUCGAGACCUCAACAUCUUUGAACCCAUCGAGAUGGAAGAGUACACCCUCUUCAUGAGAACACGAGAUGGGAAGUUCAACAAGCUGAGUCGGGAGGAGUACAUCCUGGAUGUGACAGCCCAGUUUGCCCGUGAGAAGAAUGAGUUUGACCUGAUCUUCCAGCGCACUGUGUGGUUCUUCCCGCUCACCCACCUGGACAACGAGAUCUACAUGGACAUGAUGUUCAACCAGUGCAUCCUGGACUAUCUUGAUGGGCUGCUCAUCAACAGGAACUCCCUCGGCAAGGAGGACCUGGAUCAACUUGCCCGGAUGGGAUCCCUCCUGUACAAGGCACAGAAUCAAGUCAAAAUACCAACCAUGAAGGACAUCGACAUGAUGAUCCCCAAGACAGUGAAGUCCCACCCCGAGAUGCGACCCCAGCAGUGGCUGAACCGUGUGACUGACUACAUGCGGGGCAUUGCCCAGAUGUCACCAGCAGGCUGCAGGCUUACAUUCUUAGAAAUGCUCUCAAGAUGGCCACUGUUUGGCUCCACUUUCUUCCUCAUAAAGAGUGUACCAAACGUGGCGGGAGAGUGCAUGUUGGCUGUAAACAAGGUCGGCAUCCAGUUCCUCAAGAGAGACUCACAGGAUGUGAUACUGAACCAUCCGUUCAGCGAGAUCCUGUCAACACGACGGUACCGCAGCGACUACAAUGUCAACUAUCUGGACAUGAAACUUGGUAAUCUCAUGGUGCAGAAGAUCCUCCGCAUUGAAACAGAUCAGGGUUCUGACAUCUCAAACCUGAUUGGUCAGUACAUGCAAGUCAUCAACCGAUAUCGCAAGCGGCCAGACCGUCCAAGUAAUGGUGUCUAUAACUGAGCACGUUAGCCAAUCAUAUCACUUGUACAUAGUCAUGUGACAGAGCUCCAGAACAUCAUGGGAUCCUCACGCCAUCACAAAUAGAGCAAGAAUCUUCCAUUGUACAGGUGGCAAUAUAACUACUCCAUGAGAUACAUGCCUAUAUUACCUGUUGUGUAGAACUGUAGUCGUAUUGUAUAAGGUUCUGUCAUGGAGAUAGUUCCUCUAGCCUGAUGAACCUACAGAUGCCAAGAUUCCCUCAACUUCAUCAUUCCAAGAAGCUAAGAGAAGUGUGUUUCAAACGGCCAUGUUAUUACAGUGCAUAUUGGUGGUGGGAUUCGCAUAGUGAGGUGCUACCAUAGUGACACUACACUGUGAUCUGCCCUGUAGUGGAGAAAUAUAACGAGGUCUCAAAAACACUAUGGACACAGCCUUAUAGCGAUGCAUCAAAGUAGUGCCAUGGACAAAGUGUUGUAGAUCAUUAGUGUACACUCACUUCACUCAUGCAGUUGUGUCGACAAGCACAGAGGCUGAUGCCUUGUGAUCAAAAGCUCUGUUUCAGGAAGUUUGACAAGAAGGACAUGAAACCUGUGAUUUGUUGAUUGUUUCAACAACAGAUGAUAUUAGCCAACCGGAAUAUGUUGGAUAAGUUAAGGCACUAACGUCGUUGUGAUACCUUGGUGAGCAGAAAGAUUGCUCACCAGAUGAGUGGUUACCCUGGAGACCGCCAGCUUGAAAGUGAUUUGUAUGUGUAGCUUUAACCAUGUACAUAUUUAUUUACAAACUGACCAAAACAAACAUUUGUAGAUUGAUUUCUUCAAAACUAAGACACUUCUUGUCUGAAAGUUAAUCAAAAAAGUCAAAUGUAUAUAGUUUUCCUUUUUGCAGGUAUUACAAAACAAAAUCUGUAUCAUAGGUUGUUAGACCAGUAGAAUCUGAGGGAGGCAGCCAUUUUAUUGAAGGAUGAUGCUAUCGGACAGUAUAAUUCUAUGCAAUUAGUUAGUAUUUGCUUCAGCUUUCAUGUCUGGUACAGGCGUAAAGUAUUCUGAUAUAUUUGACUGUCGUUGUCCUUGUGCUAACUAAAGCUGUAAUACUUAUAAGCUUUGCCAGAGCAGACGUAUAGUCAUCUGGUCUGUUGUAUCACAGACCGUACACCCAUCUAGAGAUCAGUAUUUCAUUUUAGCAUAAUAUCACUUUAUGGUUGUAUAUAGAAAGAAUUGUCUUCAACAUCCUGUAAGAAUACUAGAGAAAAGGUACCAUCAUAAGUAUUGCUUGUUGAGAAACUGGGUCUCACUUUGUCAAAUUCCUAUUUCUAUGGAUUUUUGCAGCAGAAUAUAUCAAACUCUUAUUUCAGGUUCUGUCAUUGUACAAAGUUUCUCAGGAGAAGGACGUCAGUCAUCUUACAGGAUGUGUGUAUAUAGUCAUUAUUUUAGAAUUUCCAUUACCAUUUGUUGUCAUGCUGUGAACACACACCGAUGUGACAUGUCUAGACAAGGGAAACUGUACAUUUUAACAUCAAAUAUACUUCCGAUCAAGAUACAAUUAUUUUAUCUGUAUUUGGAAGGCAUGGAAGAUCAAUUAACAUAAGCACAUGUAUACGUCAACUGUGUAGCAGCAUGUAUAUCAAAUGUAUUAUGUAUUGUAUAUAGUCAGAGACCCCUUCCCUCCAAGGAGAGAAUAUAUUUAUAUUACCAACAAGCUUUCCAAUGAGAGGAUAUUCAUACUGCUGUCUGUCAAACUACAGAAUUUUAACAUGCAGUUUCAAAAUUUAUAUUUGCAUGUCAUAGGGUUUUAAAAAUGCAGGAGUAAUUGUUUGUGAGCACCAAGUGCACUUACAUAGCCCCCAAGACCCCACUUUUUAAUGUCCAUAUAGUCUAGGCGUCUGUAGUUGUUUAAACAAUCUACACACAGGUAGCAUGUUGUCAAAACUCAUGGUCAGUUGUCUUCAUGACAAAAAUCUUGUAAUAAAACACUUGCAGUUUUUAUAAAUCAUACAGCACUCUAUUACAUGUCUGUACGUAUUAUAAACAAUGGACUGUCCAGUUGUUCGUUCAUUGUGAAGAUGAAGAUGACCAUCAGUUUGAGGCAACAGCUACUCCAGGAAUUCAUCCCGUCUUCCACGAACUCACCACUAAAUGAUGAUCUGCUGUUUUACAUGUUUUUAUGUUGUCUGUUACGGUGUUACUGACUCUAAUAUUGUUGGGUUUGUUAUUUACAUAUAUUACAGACAGAUAGUUUUCUGUUGAAAUCAAGAUUCAUAUUUGCAAUGAUAUAUUUCUACCUUACAUAGCCAAUUCAUAACUUACAUGUUUGUCAUUUAAUAAACACAAUACUUAAUCUUCAGUAUCUGCACUCAGUGGAUUUAUUCUGUUUGCGAUCAUUUUAUAAAAUAUCUGUUUACAAAGGUUACGGAUAUGGCUUAUAUUCUUUUAUAUCCCAUCUGCUUACUGCUGAUAGUUGCUUGUAUCUACCCUGCUGAUUGUACUGCCCUUGUAUAUAGCUUAUACUCACUGGACUGAUGUCACCAAGCUGUCUUGUUAUGCAAAGUAGCCCUUAUACACCACCAAUACUUACAUAUUACCCUCUACAUAAGAUGAGAAUAUCAUGUUACUGUUGGCAUAUUCUUAUCGUUAUUUCGUUCUCCAUUUCAAUGAUGAGAGAAACAUUUAUUUCAAGUGGAGUAAUUUUCUCCCUGCUUCUAUUUUCGUUCAUAACAUUUGUAUAUCAUAUAUUUGGUUCAACCAGUGAUCACUGUUCUAUGCAAAUAUCUUCAUAUAUGACAGUACUUUCCUACUACUGUUUAUUAUUACACAGUUAGUCAAGAGAGUGCUUCAAUAUUCUGCCUAUUGUUAGUUUGGAGGAAAUGGCAGAAAUGCCGUAAUUCUGUUCAAUGUAUAAUUUAUAGUGUUUACACUGUUCAUGAAGAAAACAAAAUGUCAACAAAACUAGGGCACAAAAGUGGUGCAGAAAGUAGUUUUGUUCCAGUUAUAGUUUAUGGGAUCACAACAGUAGCCUUGCAUGUAAUGAUCAACAUCUGCUAUUCAGAUACCCAAACACAUAACUGAUUGAAACAAAGAAUAGUUGUGAGGUGGCUAGCAUACAUUUGUCUCCAUAUACACUGACCCUACAUUUAUGUGCAAUCUUAUGCCUGUAACUCUGUGUUGAAAUAUACAUAUUAUAACCUAUGUUAAAACAAAUAUAGGACAUCAUUAUAUAUUUUUGUAAGGUAUGAAUAAAAUUUUGUAUUACAUUA